This is a messenger RNA of Linum tenue, 4915 nucleotides long. NCBI's taxonomy places the organism in Eukaryota, Viridiplantae, Streptophyta, Magnoliopsida, Malpighiales, Linaceae. The record is from the annotation of a GenBank genome assembly.
GCCCCUCAAAUCCCUAAAAUCAGUCGUCGUCGCCGCCGCCGCCCCAACGCUUUCCCUACGAAUCACGCCGCCGGAGCCGAGUACACAGCCGGCCGACAUCACCCCAGCGAGUACCGCCGCGAACCACCCUCACUAGUGUGAUUUCCGCCAUGGGGAAAAUGACGAAGUUGGGCGCCGUAGCCCCUCUGAAGAAACGAAGCAACAAAGAGCGAAUAGCGUCUAAUUCAGCUCAAAUCGCGGCGAUGUGGAAGAAAUUUGAGGAGACCGAGCGGGUGUUGGAAGCCUUUUCCCGAAGCCAGGGAUACACGUGCUUAUUGGGGCCCUUCAUGGGAGCGCUUCCUCCGUUACCGGCGGCCCCUAUAGUGGACGUAGACAGGGCGAUCGCCGAAACAGACAGGGCAAUGUCCGAACUGCAGAGGGCAAUGAAACACACGGAGAAGAGGGUGAUAGUCAUGUGCCGCAGCCUCGGGUUAGCAUUCCCAAUUGGGGCUUCUUCCAGGCGCAUGCAUCAACCCUAAGGCAGAGGAGUCAUCCGCCGAUCCCACACCUUAGUUUCUGUGCUAAGUUAUGCCCUCCUCCAAUGGCACCCAUGUAUAUCGAAGCGAGCGGUGGAUCGAGGGAGAUUAGUGUGGUUUUGAGUUAGACUAUCAUUUUCCAGACCAGGUAGUUAUUUCGAUUUGUCACACUGAUAGUGAAUCAAUUUAGCGGGCUAGCACCAUAGUCCAUAGCACAUUAUGCUUCUCGAGAAAGAUAGUUAUCUCAUGAGUGAUAGUCACCUACUAGAGGGUAUAUGUAUUCAAGUUGGAAGUUUUGCUGCUUUUUAUCUGAGGUAAGUGGUAUCAUCUCAAACCAUUACCAUGUCAAAGCAGAGUCUGCUCUUGUCAUUUUGCAAGGGAAGCGUGCUAUGUGUACAGCAAGCUUGAAUUAGUUGUAUGCAUUAUCAGGCUGGAUGUAAGCAACCGUGGCCUUUCAUAUUUCCGAGCUUUGACAUCAGAUUCAGAGGCAGAGUAUUCAGAUUUGAUGGAAUUCAAGGUCACACAAACCUUCAUAGGCAGAUCUUCCACGAGUAAAGUUCUUGCAUUUCUGCAAAUGCCGCGCAUGAUGAGCAAGACAUCGAUUGCAAGCGGCACCGAUGACGCCAUCCUCACAAGUGGACCGGCCUUCAACAGCACCACGAGGCGACGUCGGAGGAAAGGUUACCACACGGCCGGUGGGUCUUCCCUGAACCGAAGGGUAACUUGUGAAUACCACCAGUAUCUUGAGAGCUUGAUCGACGAAACCGGAGAACGUCGUCGGGUCGUCCACCCGAACGGUGCUGCAGAUCUUUUUAUGGGAAGUAGCCGCGCUCUGGAACCCGACGAGGAGUGUGAUUAUGAAUAUCAUUGGGGCUGCAGAAGGAUAUGAGGAGUAAUAGUGCCCCAUUGUAUUUCAUAUUUCUCAUUCAGUGCUUUCUUUCAGAUGAGUUUCCAAGCUUUUUAUAGGCUUAAAAAUGGCUUCUCGAUCGAUCGAUCAUCUUUGGCUUCUCCCUCGAUGGGCAGUGGUUUAGUUGCUCCGGCCUCCGUCUUUCCCAGCGUUGAAUUUUGGCUACUAGCUUAAGUAGGGAGAGUAUACUGGCACUCUUCCCAGAUUCGGCCGGCCAAGAAAAUAGAAGAUUGGACUUAGUGAAAUCUUCCGACAAUAGUCUCCAUGGAUAUAGUUUUUAUAAUUUUCUAAGACAACAAUACAAUCAGUUAUGUUAACAUCAUUUGAUUGAGCUCUGGACCGAAACAGUAUUAACCCCGAUCAAGCGAGGUCAACCAGAAAUUGGUUUCGGCUUGACCACUGAGCUGGACGGAUUUUUGGGUUGAAAAACCGCCGGAGCUCAAACGGAGCAGCUUUUCUGAGUCUGAAUUGAAACUAUGGAUGAAAGUGAGGAUCAUUUCGGAACACUUCAAACACUUCUAGUACCUAUAGGUAACUUAUAAAUUCUGAUUGCAUUAUCGCGGGCUUCUCUGUUCGCUCUUUCCUUUCCUUCCCCAAAAGGGCAACUGAGAUCACAGACGUCGCUGCAUCGCCGGAGACCGCCAGCGAAUCGACCUCAGUGGUGGUGGUAUUUCAGCCAUGGGGCAAAUGAAAAAGCUGGGAGCCGUGGCACCGCUGAAGAAACGGAGCUACAAGGAGCGGAUAGCGGCUAGUUCAGCCAAACUCGCCGAGAUAUGGAAAGAAUUCGAGGAUUCCGAGCGCGUGUUGGAAGCCUUUUCCCGAAGUCAGGGCUACACGUGCCCGAUCGGGCCAUUCGAGGGAGCGCUCCCUCCAUUUCCUGCGCCGGGGGCCCCUGUGGUGGAUGUGGAAGCUUCACUCUCCGAAUUAGAGACGGCAGUCGCCGAAGCGCAGAGGGCGUAUAAGCACACUAGCCAGAGGCUGGAAUUAGUGUGCCGCAGCUACGGCUUACCAAGCCCAUUUGGCCCCUCCUCCAGGCCUUAGUUUUCUGCCCGGAGCAGCUACUGGUGCAAACAUGCAGCUGAUCAAGGGUGACCGUGGCGGGAUGCUAUCAAUGUCUGACGAUAGCGUGAUGAUGAAGCAAGUGCAGGCGACUCAUGCACCAGACGGCAGAGAAGUCGAUGUGGCCCCACUUCUUCACCUAGUUGAAGACAUCCUCAAUCGCGCCACCCUUCAAGUUGAACCGCCAUUGCUGAAGGCUGGCCAAGCACAUGCAGAAAUGGAGGAGAAGAACCACCAGAUCAGCUACUCCAUAGUGCUUGAUGCUCUGUCCUAUGUCAUUGACAGAAUUUCUUGUGAGAUAGCCUACAAGGCACUUGGAGGAGCAGAUGCACACGGCACAACCAUGACAAUACUCGAGACACUCACAAGCUUCCAAUGGGAUGCUAAGCUGGUGAUGACCUUAGCUGCAUUUGCACUCCACUAUGGAGAGUUCUGGCUCCUUGCACAGAUCUACUCCUCAAACCAGCUUGCCAAAUCCAUGGCCAUCCUGAAGCAACUCCCCACAAUCCUGGAACAUUCCGGUCCAUUGAAGCCUCGAUUCGAUGCCUUGAACAAGCUCAUCAAGGCCAUCCUGGAGGUUACUAGGAGUAUGGUUAAGUUCAAGGAGCUUCCACCUUCAUAUAUCUCCCAAGACGUACCUGCAUUGUCAGCGGCCAUGGCCCAUGUUCCCGCUGCUGUCUACUGGACUGUGAGAGCCAUUGUGGCUUGCGCGAACCAGAUUACUCUGCUCACCACCAUGGGACAUGAGUAUGGGUAUGCACUUACGACUACAGAGUCAUGGGAGCUGUCCACAUUGGAACACAAGCUCACCAACAUACAUGAGCAUAUGAGGAAGGAGUUAGCUACAUGCCACCAACACAUAGAUGAGAAGAGAAGCCUUGAAGAGUACAAAAUGCUGGUGGAUAUGUUUGAGAUGAUCCACAUUGACAACAUGAAGGUGCUGAAAUCACUGAUUUACAGCAAGGAUGACAUGCAACCACUUGUCGAUGGAUCUACCAAGAGAAGGGUCAGCAUUGAAGUGCUGAGAAGGAAGAAUGUCCUCCUACUGAUAUCAGACCUCAACAUCUCCAACGACGAGCUGGCGAUCCUCGAGCAGAUCUACAACGAGUCGAGGCUGCAUGCGACAAGGCUGGACAGCCAGUACGAGGUGGUGUGGGUCCCUCUAGUGGAUCCUUCGAUCCAGUGGACCGAUGCAAUGCAAACAAAGUUCGACAGCCUGCAAUCCACAAUGCCAUGGUAUACGGUGCACCACCCUUCGUUGAUCCGGAAGGCAGUGGUUAAGUUCGUUAGGGAACAGUGGCACUUCAGGAACAAGCCCAUCCUUGUGGUACUUGACCCGCAAGGCAAGGUUGUCAGCCCCAAUGCCAUCCACAUGAUGUGGAUUUGGGGAAGCAAUGCGUUUCCUUUCACAAGCAGGAGGGAAGAAGACUUGUGGAACACGGAAUCAUGGAAGCUCGAGCUUCUGGUCGAUGGAAUUGAUCCAAUGAUCCUCAACUGGAUCAAGGAAGGGAAGUACAUUUUCUUGUAUGGAGGUGACGACGUAGAAUGGGUACGAAAGUUUACAAACUCAGCCCGAGCAGUUGCUUCAGCAGCACGCAUUCCCUUAGAAAUGGUCUACGUGGGGAAAAGCAGCAAAAGAGAGGCAAUCAGGAGAGUCCUAGCAACGAUCACAGUCGAGAAGCUGAGCUACUUCUGGCAAGAUCUCACCAUGAUAUGGUUCUUCUGGACACGACUCGAAAGCAUGCUGUUCUCCAAGAUCCAGCUCGGGAAGAUUGACGAUCAUGAUCCAAUGAUGCAGGAGAUCAAGAAGCUGCUGAGCUACGACAAGGAAGGAGGGUGGGCUGUUUUGAGCAAUGGCUCAAACAUAAUAUCAAAUGGACAUGGGAACACUGUGUUGACAACUCUGAUCGAGUAUGACCUGUGGAAGGAGCACAUUCCUGUUAAAGGAUUUGAUUUGUCGUUCGAUGAGCACCACAAGAAGAUCCAUGGGGUGACUUACCCUUGCUGUAGGUUCGAGUUUCCUAACACUGCUGGGAGGAUUCCUGAAUCGAUGAGGUGUCCUGAGUGCCAUCGGACAAUGGAGAAAUACACUACUUUCCUCUGUUGCCAUGAUGUGGGAAAUCCUCAUGAGUCAUCGCUGUUCUAGGACUCCCGCAAUUGUUGCUAAAGAGAUGCUGAAGUUUCUUCUUAGAAACUUGGACUAAAUAAAGUUUAUCGGUAUGAUUUGUUGCUUUAUCUUGAUUUUUGUAUCGAGAUUUUCUUCUUGACAUUGCCAAUGACCACUAUGUGGGGUUGGCUGGCUAGUUGAGUUAAAUGAAUAAAGCAUUUGUGCUUUUAUGUUGAUCAAAGCGGCUACAUAUGGAAAGUGUAUCAUAUGGAGUUCCUUCUUCAAUCAUGUGUCACUUUCUUUGUGUACUUUAUGCCAUGUGAAAUA